This is a messenger RNA of Hylaeus volcanicus, 2375 nucleotides long. RefSeq lists its product as uncharacterized. The transcript has 6 exons. NCBI's taxonomy places the organism in Eukaryota, Metazoa, Arthropoda, Insecta, Hymenoptera, Colletidae. The record is from RefSeq and is a predicted model, not a curated record. Bases 1 to 1386 code for a protein of 461 amino acids.
AUGACUGAAGUCGAUUAUUGUAAUUCCCAACCAUGGUAUGGAACUAGAUUAAAUGAAAAUAGUUCCAACUUUUGUGGAUACAUUACUCUAGAUGGUGAAGGAGAAAACAAUUUUUAUGUUAGUAGAUCUUCUGCUACUACCCGAGGAGCUGGUGUGUUAUUUUUCAUAUCUGCAUAUGCAACGUGUAUGAUAGGGUCCCUCACACUAACUUAUUUUUUUUUACUCCACUAUUGGUAUAUUCCAUUCGCUCUACCAUUCUUGAUCCUGAGUCAAUUAUUUCUUCAAUUUAUUUUGUUUUUCUAUAGUGAUUAUUUUUGCCGACUGGGGUUUAUUGUUUAUGCUCAAAUGCCAGGCACCGAUAUAGUUCAAACAUGCUUUUGUUCUAUUUGUGAUUGGAUCUUACUUCUAUGUUAUUUUGUAUCUUGGACAGCAGCACUAGUAGUUAUAGCUCCAGUAUUUUCUACAUAUCGUAAACUAUCCGUUUUUCCCGUUUCGAAAAAUGUUUUGAUAGCAUCAUUAAAUGCCAAGCCUCAUCAACAAACUUCAUUUAUUCACUUUCAUCCUUCAGUUACAUUUGAUUUUAAUAUUGCGAAUGGAAUGCUUUUAAAUACUGAACGUUUAGAAGAUUCUGAUAUCAACUUGUUUCAAAAACCUUAUGAAAUGGAAAAUAGAUUUGUUUACUCUGAAAAAACUGAUGAAUUCGUUUUACGCUUUCCUUACGAUGCCAAUGUUUGGAAUUCCAAUACUCAGUUGAAAAUUCCUUUCUCCUUAAAAAAACUUUUAUUAAAAAAAUUCCGAAAACAAUUAAAAUUAGCACCCAAAAAUGAAACAUUAAAAUAUUGGAAAACAUCAACGUUUACACCAAAAAACAUGGAAAACAUUCAACAAAUUGUAAACAGGAAAAAUUUUAUUCAUCGGUUAUGGCCGCAUAUAUCUUCGGGUAUAUUUGAUGAUGCCAUUGUUGCUUGCCGAUUACUGCAAGAUAGACCAAAGUAUUUUUCAUUUCCCUCUAAAAGUAGUGCUAACAAAAAAUCGAUCAAUGUUUGGGCCGUUUGUUCAGAUGCCGCAAUAAUUUCUUGUUCUUGUUCCGGGUUCAAAGCACCGCGCCUAUUAAAGCCUUACUUAUGCGACAAUUCGCACCUUUGCGGUAUGCAGAUUGAUAAGAAUAUGGCGCAUUAUGGUAAUAUUAUUCAACUAAUUCGUUCUACUAAAACUCUUUAUAAUAUUUCGCAAUCAUCUGAAGAUAUUUUCAUAUGCCUUGAUAAUCCUGAAGUUAUUAAAAAGGAUGUUUUCGAAGAUGUUCUCUGUGCCUUUCGCUUAGGAUUUUUGUUUAUUCUUGCUUUUUUGUUUGUGUCGACGCGCCUUUUAAUCUUUUAUAUUCUCUAGGAGUGUCAACAAUUGAAACCUGUCUCAUUUAAAUUAUAAAAUUUUAUAGAUUAGUAGGGUACGUUUUAUUGGACUAAAAUCAAGAUAGACUCAGUAUUUGAUAGUUUAUUUGUAAAAUCUUGAAAGUCAAUUUCUAAUUGCUGAAUAUUUUUUUAUAUUUUUGUGAAAGCAAUUCGAUGUUUUGUAACUAUAUGCAAAAAAUCUUUUGUUUUACGUUUCUAGUCUCUAAUCGUAUCGUGUUAACUUGUAGAGCAUAUUGCAUUCUUUUUAUUAUCUAUAGAAAAUUCCGCUCACUAUGGUAACAACACGUAAAAAAAAAUUAAAAUUAUUACUUUUUCAUCUAAAAGUAUAGACGUCAUUUUUAUUCCACAAAAUUUCUUUUUUUUGCACGAAAACAAAUUAGACAGUCAGCAACUUGUUUACUCAGUUUAACACAAAUGAACUGCAGUUUUAAAAAAAGUUUUUGAAAAGCUGAUCAUUAACAUAUACGUUGUAUUUCGGUUUUAACAAGAAAAGCAACAGUUUUUAUGUAGAAAAAACAUUUACUCUAGUCUCAAUGAUUGUACCGUUUUGAGCAUUCUUACUAAGCUCUUGUUUUCGCCAAAUUGUAGAUGUCCAUGCAAAGCUAUGCGUUUGCUAUUGUUUUAAAAAGGCAUACUUACUGUAUGUUUUUACAAAUAACAAUCUAAUCAAACUGUCAAUUUUUCACUUAAUGUUUACUAAAUAUAAGAUCAUAUCGCGUUAUAAUCUUUUUUAUAUAGGUUAAAUAGAAAGCUUUAAGGGUAAUCUGAAUAAAACAUAGUAAAUUACCUUGAUAGACAAAAAGAGCACCACUGUUAUAAAAAUUUUAGUACAUUGAUUGUUCCACUAGUGAAAAAAAAAAAAAUUUUUAAUAUCAAAAAACAAUCAAUUUAAAGUAACAAGAGUAGUAAGAAGAGUAAAACUCAAAAAUUAUUCUUAUACAUAACAUCUAAAUAAGAAUUUUUUUA